AGGUGUUUCCAGAUCAAUUGCCAGGAGGACCACCGGACCUCCAGGUCGAGUACACCAUCGACUUAGUAUCCCGAGCUGGUCCCGUCUCGAAAGCCUCCUAUCAUAUGACGCCAAAGGAGCUUCAAGAUCUCAAGGCCCAAAUCUAGGAAUUGCUCAGACUCGGUUUCAUUCGGCCGAGC
Striga hermonthica is the source of this 179-nucleotide messenger RNA. NCBI's taxonomy places the organism in Eukaryota, Viridiplantae, Streptophyta, Magnoliopsida, Lamiales, Orobanchaceae. The record is from the annotation of a GenBank genome assembly.